This is a messenger RNA of Cotesia congregata, 915 nucleotides long. The record is from the annotation of a GenBank genome assembly. Lineage: Eukaryota; Metazoa; Arthropoda; Insecta; Hymenoptera; Braconidae.
AUGAGAAGAAUGUGGAAGAAAAUAAUUAUUUGGUGGCUCAUUGCUGUCUAUUUUUUUGAUAAAAAUUCAGCUUUCGAUAACAUUUUGUACAAACGCUCUCCGACACCUUACACUCAAAUGGGACAACUCUUCAAAUCAUGUUAUUCUGACCGACUGAACCCAGUUGUAAUUACCACCAAUCUGAUCGAUAUAAUCGAGGAACUCCCAGUGGAGGAUGUAAGCUUCUCAAUGAUGACUAUCGACUGCAAUUUCAAGGCCAAGGACAUACAAAUAUUCAUACCUGCUUAUCCGCUGUACAUCGUAUCAACAGAUUCAACCGAUCAACUGCAAGGACUCCUCAAUGAACUGAAAUCGACACCGACCUGGAACAUUGUAUCGAUAUUCUUGUUCAUCGAAGCUGAAGGGAACUAUUGUCAAAAUGCAUCGCAAGUGUUGCAAUUACUUUGGAAAUUCGAUCUGUUAUCUUCCUUCUACUUUUGCAUUGAGCCCAACAACGAUAUUAUGCUUUACACUUACAACCCGUACACCAAUAGAGCCCCUGAUUUAUGGACCGAAGUCAACACAGAUGACAAACCAAACAAUUGGUGGACUUUAUAUAAGCAACUGUACAUUCCAAAAGAUGAAGGAGUAUGUCAAAGUCUUAGCUACGAUAAAACAACGGCUCUAGAUGGUUAUGAAGUAAAAGCUGCUAGUGAUAGUAUGUCAUGGGAGCAUAUUACCCGCAACGAAACCUACAACAUCUCUAGUUUUGACGAAACAUUGAUGAAUGGUGAUAGAACUUUCAUGGUGACCUUAUUUACAGCAUUGAAUGUUACACCAAAAAUUAAUUACGAUGACCCGGGUGCAUAUAAGAAUAAUACUGUAAAAGCUACUGGUAAACGCAACCCACGAUAUAAGUACUUCUGUCCGAAGUAG